ACACAACGAACGAAUCCGGCAGUAAAGAGUAGCCAUACCGCCACAGACAUAGCAGAAACAGAAGAAGAAAAACAUCUUAAAUCUCAAUAUAAGGAUGAAUUGACCAAAUUACAGGAGCUAUUUGCUGAUUGGACGGAGGCAGAUUUACUCUUUGCUCUACAAGAAGCUCAGGGUGACCUUGAGCUUACGAUUACUCGAGUUAGUGAGG
Racocetra persica is the source of this 208-nucleotide messenger RNA. Lineage: Eukaryota; Fungi; Glomeromycota; Glomeromycetes; Diversisporales; Gigasporaceae. The record is from the annotation of a GenBank genome assembly.